AUGAAUUUGCUCGCGCAUUUUUACUAGUUGUUUUUUCCGCCGUCUUUGCUUGUUUGUGGAAGCCGCAUAAAAAAAUCUAUAAAGUUUUGCUAAAAAUUAUUGCAAAUAACUUAUUAAUUUGUGAAAUUAAAGAAAUUAUAUAAAUAAAUACAGUUCUAAUAAACAGUGUUUCGUGCCAAUAGAUCAAUUACUAAACAAACAUAAAAAACAAAGAGCAACAAACAAAAACUUGCAAGAAAAAUAUAUAAAAAAAUCUAAAUUCUAGACACAGAAGACAUUAUCAAAGAAUUAAACUUUAAACAAGAAAAGUGAAAAAGGUGUUUUUUUCUUAAACAUAUUUCUCACAAAAGAAAACUAGAAAAACUAUAACAAAACUUAUCUUCAACUAGAAAGACCACUUGUUUUUAAUUCAUUAUGACAAAAAGAAUGAAAAUGAAACGUGAUAAUCAUGAUGAUGGUCCCCAUUCCGAUAAACGUAGCCGUCGUAAUGACGACCAAGUUCGUGUUUUAAUACCCAGUAAUAUUGCCGGUGCUAUAAUAGGCAAAGGAGGACAACAUAUACAAAAAAUGCGCACACAGUACAAAGCCACUGUGUCUGUCGACGAUUCCCAAGGCCCUGAACGUACUAUAUUAAUAUCGGCCGAAUUAGAUGCCACCAUAUCGAUUAUAACCGAAAUGUUAAAAUACUAUGAAGAGCGUGAUAAUGAAUACGAUGUACGUUUAUUGAUUCAUCAAAGUUUGGCUGGUUGUAUUAUUGGCAAAGGUGGUCAAAAAAUUAAAGAAAUUCGUGAUAAAAUUGGCUGCCGUAUUCUAAAAGUAUUUUCAAAUGUUGCACCCCAAAGUACAGAUCGUGUGGUCCAGACGGUGGGCAAACAAAGUGAAGUUAUUGAUGCCAUACGUGAAGUUAUAACGCUGACUAGAGAAACACCCAUUAAGGGUCCUGUACAUAAUUAUGAUCCCUUGAAUUAUGAUCGCAUAUAUGCCGAUGAAUAUGGCGGUUAUGGCAAUAUACCCGGCAGUAGUCGUCCCUCAAGAGAUGGUCGCCGUGGAGGCGAUAGAGGUGGUGAUUAUGGCCGCAGUGGUGGACGUAAUGACCGCAGCCGCAGCGGUGGCCGUAGUCGGGAUAAUAAUCCUUUUAUAAAUCCUUGGGCCAAUGAUGAUGGUGGUUUUGGCGGUAAUGGCGGUGGUGGUGGUAAUGGAGGUUUUGGUGGCGGUAACUUUGGUGGUGGCGGCAGUGGUUUUGGCGGUGGUAACUUUGGUGGUGGCAAUAAUGGUGGUUUUGGUGGCAAUGGCCCCAUGGGUGGCAAUAACUUUGGCAACAAUGGCGGUUUUGGUGGCAAUCAAGGUGGAGGCGGUGGUUUUGGUAAUAAUGGUUUUGGAGGCGGUUUUGGUGGUGCUGGUAAUCAAGGUGGUUUUGGUGGCAACAUGAAUCAGGGCGGUUUCGGUGGUCCCUCUAACAUGGGCAAUGGCAUGGGUGGUCCUUCUGGUUCCUCUGGCUUUGGUCCUUCGAAUAAUGUUUCCAAUAACAUCACCGGCAAUCUACCCGAAGGUCAUGAUCCCAAAAAUAGCACACAAGUUUCCAUACCUAAAGAUUUGGCUGGUGCUAUCAUUGGCAAGGGUGGCGGCCGCAUUAGACGCAUUCGCAAUGAGUCCGGUGCUUAUAUAACCAUUGAUGAGCCCUUGCCCGGUUCCUCUGAUCGCAUUAUUACCAUCUCCGGUAAUCCCAAGCAAAUACAAAUGGCCCAAUAUUUGCUGCAACAGAGUGUGCACGAUAACCAACGUAAACAUUUUUAAAACAAGCUAUUCCUUAAUAAUAAUAAUAACAACAACAAGAACAACAUCUUUAUAGUUAAGUAAGCUCCACCAAAAUAUCCAACUUUUCCUGUUCAUCGAAGGGCAAAUUAACAAAAGAAAAAAAGCCCUGUUUUAGAAAAAAGAUUAAGUUUUAUCGUAAAACUAUUAGCAAGAAAUGUAUACAACAAUAAUUUGUAUAAUUUUAACAUAAUAAAUAUAAAAAAAUAAUUAUAAUACAACAACAACAACACCACAAUUUAAGUAUAAAUUCUAAACAAUUGUUUUCUCCCCAAAUAUUAUUAAAAAAUUUUUCUUUCCUUAUUUAUGUUUAAGUUAAUUUUAUUUUUAAAAAAUAAUUAGAAUAAUAAUAUGGAGAAUUAUUAUAUUUCUAUUUCAUUGAUAAUUGUAAUGAUUGUAUGUUUGCUAAGUUAAUUGGCAUAAAAAAACAACAAAAACAAAAACAAA
Messenger RNA from Lucilia cuprina (Australian sheep blowfly), 2259 nucleotides. RefSeq names its product heterogeneous nuclear ribonucleoprotein K (gene HnRNP-K). The transcript is spliced from 10 exons. Gene Ontology annotation, biological process: regulation of mRNA splicing, via spliceosome; regulation of transcription by RNA polymerase II. Gene Ontology annotation, cellular component: cytoplasm; nucleus. Lineage: Eukaryota; Metazoa; Arthropoda; Insecta; Diptera; Calliphoridae. Gene Ontology annotation, molecular function: mRNA binding. The record is from RefSeq and is a predicted model, not a curated record. Bases 415 to 1794 code for a protein of 459 amino acids.